Molecule: messenger RNA, 2265 nt
Organism: Cryptotermes secundus
Lineage: Eukaryota; Metazoa; Arthropoda; Insecta; Blattodea; Kalotermitidae
Product: eukaryotic translation initiation factor 4H
Exons: 7
Coding region: 51-836 (261 amino acids)
Molecular function (GO): RNA binding
Source: RefSeq, a predicted model, not a curated record
CUUAUUUCAGUAAUCACAUGUAGGUUCCUGGCAUUUUCGUCGCAUCCAACAUGGCUGGACGAGGUAGUUAUAAUGAGCGCGAGCAUAGAGAUUAUGGAGUAGGCGAACGAGAAGGAAAGCCUUUGCCUACAGAACCUCCAUUCACAGCAUAUGUCGGAAAUCUGCCUGCAAGAGUUGUACAAGGAGAUGUCGAGAAAAUAUUUGAUCAAAAUCACGUGAAAAAUGUACGCCUGGUUCGUGACAGAGAAACAGACAAAUUCAGAGGUUUCUGCUACGUUGAAUUUGAUGAUAUCCAUAGUCUGGAGGAGGCGUUAGCACUUGAUGGUGUUGUCAAUGUUGACGGCCACAAUCUAAGAAUUGAUGUGGCUGAGGGAAAACGCAGUGAUCGUGGUGGUGGUUUUGACAGGGGCCGAUCACGAGGUGGCUUCCGGGGAGGAAGAGGUGGUGAUCGAGGUUAUGACGACUUUGGAGGUGGAGCUGGUAGUUUCAGUAACAGAGGUGGAAGAAGUGGAGGUGGCUCUGGCGGAUUUUCAGAUUCUCGUGGAAACCGGGGUAGCUAUGGCCACUUUGAAGAGGGUGGUGGAAGUGGAGGUAGGGAAUGGAGUCGUGGUGGUCGAGGAGGUUAUGGGGGCCGAUCCAGGCCUGAUUCUGGUAGUGACAGGAGACCCCAUCCUGAAGAAUUUAAGGAACCUUCUGCAGGAGAUGUGGGUAAAAGGACAAAGUUACAGUUGCAGCCUAGAACUGUAAACAACCCUCUCAACCAAUUGGCGGAGACAAGUCAGUCAUCUAAAAUAUUUGGUGGCGCAAAACCUCGUGAAGAGAAAAUUCCCAAGUAAUAAUAUACACUACGAUUUAUAUUGUGAUUGGCUACUGCAAAGGCAGAUCCAAGUGAGACCCUCUAAGUUGCGUCCAUAAGUCAAAGCAGAUCAUCAGUCAUUGGGUUUUAUUCGGAACACUUACUUUCAUGCGCAGGAAACAUCAACUAAAUUCAAUUGUUGAUAAGCUCUGUUUCAUGAAACAUACUUUGACCAUUUUCCCAUACUUCACCUAAUCCUUAUGCAGAAAUACCAAUUAAAAAUUUCUUUCCUAGUAUAGGAAUUACUGAUUUUUUUUAGGUUAGAAUGAUUUUGAACAUCAAUAUUUUUAUCAACUUGGCUUAUGUUGUGCUCAGCGAAUUCUUUGAUAGCUGACUUUCAAGCCAAUUCUAAUUUUUGCUCCUGUUGUGUAGUGACUGAAUAUUUGCAAGCAUGUUUAAUGUUCACCAUAUCUAAACUCUUAUUUAUAAGAAAUAGAAUUGGUUUGGAAAUGAAGAUAACCAACCUUGAAGAUCGAUUCAGCAAUUUUUGAGAUUUACCACACAUGAAUACCUUGUCUACUGAAGGAUGUGAAGCCGCUCGUAGCCUGAUGCCUCGUCAGUCUUAAAUUGGAAUUCAUGUUUAUAGCACCCUUAGAUUGGUUCUUGUGCUGCUGUAAUAUAAAGACGCUUUCCCAUUAGAUAUGGACAGUGUUAUUUCUUUCAGUAGCUAAGGUAUAAGUUCAGAAGUACAGUACUGUAGGCAAGUGAUUUUUGUACAGGAUUACUGGAACUACAUACUAACGCUGUUCAAUUUGUAUGUUGUUUUUUUUUUGUGGGGGGGGGGUAAUUAGGUAUGUGUAUACUUGAGAGGUUAGUCUCUCUUGAGACAUUGUCGAAUAAUUUAAUGUAAUUCAUAGGGUGACUGCAAAAGUGUUGAUGUUUUUUUUAAUAAAAAUUAAAGUCACGUAAAAAUUGAAUAAAUAAUAAAAAGCACUGUCAGAAACUCUGAAUGCAUUCUCUUACUGUGUUACCAGUUUUAUGCCCAGUAAGUGACAGACAUGCUGAUAAAAAAUGAAAAAGAAGGAAAAGGAAAAAAUAUAUACACUACUCGACCUUGAAUGUAUACAGAUAAAUGAUUUUUGUACUGAAGGACAGAUGUACAAGUAUGAAAUAAAAAAAUAUAGCAUCAAUGAAACUGAUGCAUGUUUUCUAAUUAAAGAAUAAAAAGUGGAAAUGAAAGAAAAAUGCCAACAAUUCAGUAAUUGUUAAAUGGUAUUUUUUAAUAAAGCAACAAUAUAAAGAGAGACUAAAGUACUGUUGCUUGUACAGAGUUAAGUACACAAAGUAAUAAUUAUAUUAGUAGUUCUUUUCCUUUGCUCCUGUGUGUGUGAGGUUGAUAUUGAAUUUUGACAUUACUGGUAUUACUGUGUAGGUCAAUAUGCUUAUACAUAUUAAAAAUAAUGAUGGUU